CCGUAGAUGUGAUGCGACGUGUUUAGAUCGGCGAAGCUGACAGCAGAAGUUUGUGUUGUUCAUUCUUCAAAAAAUUAUAGUGUGACGAACAAUCCUUGUGAAGGAUUUAUUUGGUUUUGUUUUAGUGAAUAGAAAAAUAAUACACAGAAACAAGUCAUUGGAUUGCUGACGAUUAUCGGUUUCGAUUGCCAACCGGACCGGAAGAAGUCGAUAAAGUGCUAGUAGGCGUGUAUGGUUGGUGGUACAAUCAGUCAAACACAGAAAGGAUAGUUCCUUCCGGUUUGUUGUUAUUUUUGGUGUCGAGGGUGGAAAUGACAGCACUGUUUGUUUUUGGGGAAAAGAAGCUGAUUCAGUGAGGAUAAAAAUAAAUAUUUAUGAAACGAGUUGGUGGAACGCACGUGAAGAGUGCCAGACAAGAGCCGCGAUAAGAGCUACAAGGAAAAGAUUUGUUGAGACAGAGUCUUGAAGAGCGUGACGGCGGUGAACAGUGACGAAGUCUUGACAGAAAACGUUAGAGACUGUUUGAUGUGGAUUGGAGUGCUUGUCAUAAUCGAAAUACAGAUUAGAAUUCGUUAAGUUCGGUGGAGGAGGACUUACGAACGGUGGCGUCGAAGGAUUGGAUACAGUUUCAAUAUGAAUGCCAUGAACGCCAUAGCCAAGAUGUACCCGAAGCUGAGUGCCGUGGAAUUAUCAGCGAUUCUGAUGAAAGGUGCUGCAAUGUCUGCUGCUUCGCUUGAACGCGAUUCUGGUUUCAACUCGGGAAGUUCCGAGCAUGAAGAUGAUCUCAAAAGUCUAGAUCAGAGCUCUCGCGAUGGAUUGAUCACGCCGGAAAAUAAUUCCGUGGAUUCGGUCGAAGUCAAGCUACCUCAGACAGUGCCAAAAAACAAACGAAAAAGUACAGAACCAUUGAGGGUGAUUUCAGAUUCAGAGUUACUGGGACCAAUCAAGAAACGCAUCCGGUACGGUGAACAGGUCCGUGAAGAAAGAGAAAGUUUGGAGCAUCACAUCGGUAGUAAUCCUUUUCGACCAUGGGCACCCAGCGAAGUGAUGCCCGGCGACAAUCCACUUCCCGCACACUUCCCUAACCCGGCAGAUCUGCUGGUCAGACACCCGGGAGUCACCACCUUACAUCGUGCCAUCACCAUCAAACCGCUGGAUCAACUUCAGCAACAAACACCCUGUAGUACUCCUUCCUCAUCGUACCAGCAGCAACCGCUUGCUUUGAUCUCAAAAAAAUCUGAACCUUCCAACCGACUUAAGCCGAACGAAGAUGCCAUCCGGCGGAACCUCAGCCUACUGAACCAAACUGACCGCUCGGUUUUCAUCCCGCCCCAUCCGGUGAGUGAUGAAUCUUCGGAACCACUGGGUAAAUCCUCGCACCCGCGAAACUACAAAAACAUGACCCGUGAGCGACGAAUCGAAGCAAACGCUCGCGAGCGUACCCGAGUGCACACGAUCUCCGCUGCGUACGAAAAACUCCGCCACGCAGUCCCCGCCUACUCCAACUCGCAGAAAUUGUCCAAACUUUCCAUUCUGCGGAUCGCCUGUUCUUACAUUCUAACCCUCAGCCGGAUGGCGGGCGAGGAUUACAGUGUCGACGGAUCGGAACCAUCCGUCGACGAGUGCGUCGAGAUGGUAACGAAAACAAUCCAAACCGAGGGUAAGAUCAAGAAGAAGAAGGACGAAUGAAGGCUGCUAGGCGCGCUGGGUGACGUUUCAAUCGUCGAAAAACAACGCAGUCGUGCUGGUAGUGAUGCUGCGAUCGCACACUAAUCGAAACGCUUAGCAAUUGUGGAAGCUGACAAAUAGAAUUUGGAUGGCUUCCGGCCAAAUAAAGAAGAUUCGUCUGAAUGUUCCAAAAAAAGCAACUGGUUUUGUUGGAUCUUUCUGACAGUUAGUAGGUGACUGUCAAAUAUGAUAAGAUAAAAGUUUUUUUUUUAUUUAUUUGCUGCUUGGUUGAAGGGUUCGAUUCAUAUCGCACGUGAAUCUAAACACAGCUCAUGUAAACUAGGACUAUAUUAGAGGUGAAAACAAUGUGAGAGUACAAAAUAGUUGAUCAGGAAACUAGCAGGUCUGAAACGUUGCCAUAAGAUUUUUCGACUUAACAGUACAUCGAGACAAUAAAAUCGCCAAAUUAACAAUACACUAAUGUGCGUUGUGAUUAGUAGAUUCCAUGAAACAGACCAACAGCAGGUGCCAUUGCUGAUUCCCACAUCUGUUUUAAGUUUUUUUUCCGCAAAUGGCAGAGUUAUAGUUAAUUGACACAAAUACAGAGAAGAAGCAUUUUCUGUUUUGCCAUAUGCCAAUCAAGCUUCUAGCAGGAGGAAUUCAUUCGCACUAAUGAACCGAACACUCGUAGUUUCAGCAGUCAGAGUCUAAAUAAAAGUGAGUGGAAAUAGUUUCUCAGCAAACAAUUAACUGGUCUUCAGUAGUUAGUAUUUUAAAACUUGUAAUUAUUAGUAGAUCGUAAGGAAUAUUUAUAAGCAAAUUCAAUUUGUGGUUGUUUUGUAAACAAUUUUAAAAUAUAAAACAGUAUCUUAAUUUUUAUUGAA
Molecule: messenger RNA, 2552 nt
Organism: Topomyia yanbarensis
Lineage: Eukaryota; Metazoa; Arthropoda; Insecta; Diptera; Culicidae
Gene: net
Product: transcription factor Atoh8
Exons: 2
Coding region: 634-1689 (351 amino acids)
Molecular function (GO): DNA-binding transcription factor activity; protein dimerization activity
Source: RefSeq, a predicted model, not a curated record